ACUCCAAAAUGCGGGAGGUGUGUGCUGGCUGUGACACCCCCAUCUCUGACCGGUUCCUCCUGCGAGUCAAUGAGCGCUCCUGGCACGAAGGCUGUGUGAAAUGUGCUGUCUGCCUGCAGCCACUUUCUGGCACCUGCUACUGUCGCAACCGGCAGCUGUACUGCAAACACGACUAUGAAAAGCUGUUCCAGACCAAGUGCAGUAGCUGCUUGAAGGCCAUCGCCCCCUCUGAGCUCAUCAUGCGGGUGCUGGAGAACGUCUACCAUGUUCACUGCUUCUACUGCUGCGAGUGUGAGCGCCGUCUGCAGCGGGGAGAUGAGUUUGUACUCAAGGAGGGGCAGCUGCUGUGCCGCAGCGACUAUGAGAAGGAGAAGGAGAUGCUGAGUGCUAUCAGCCCUGCACCCACUGAGUCUGUAAAAAGUGAGGAUGAAGAUGGUAGCCAUUCACACAGCAAAGGCAGCGAGGAGAACAAAGACCACAAGCGCUCCAAGCGUCCACGCACCAUCCUUACCACACAGCAGCGGCGAGCAUUCAAGGCCUCAUUUGAGGUUUCCUCAAAACCUUGCAGAAAGGUGAGAGAGACCCUUGCAGCUGAGACAGGCCUGACUGUGCGGGUGGUACAGGUCUGGUUCCAGAAUCAAAGAGCCAAGAUGAAGAAGAUUGCUCGCAGACAGCAACAGCAGCAGCAGCAACAGCAGGAGCAAGACCAGCUGGGUAACCCUCGUUUAGGGACCGGGAGAGGGACUGGUCGCAGCAGCAGGCAGAGUAAUGAUGAUAGCGAAGAUGGUGCGAGUGUUCAUGGCCUGGAUGGGCUCAUGGUCCCCUAUCCCAGGAUCCCCCAGCAGCAGCUGCUGCCCCUGGAUCAAAAUGGCUACAGCACAGACUUGUACAGACAAGGGCUUACGCCACCCCAGCUGCCAGGAGACCAUCUGCACCCCUACGACUCAGAAGGAGUUUUUCACGACAUGGACAGUGACAGCAUCAGCCACCUGGGAGACUGCCUGCUGUCAACAGCUGAGGCCAACCUCCUCCAGGCCCGAGUGGGUAAUCCCAUCGACCGACUCUACUCCAUGCAGAGCUCCUACUUCACAUCCUGACCAUAGAAAAGCUCCCAGCUCUUCACGAGUGUCUUGGAUAAACGCUGCUCCAAAUUCUGAAUAAGGGUGAGGGAGAAGAAACAAGACUGAGACCUUCAGUGACACUCACUGAACACUGCACAAUGGAGGAGGCAACUGAGUUUGCCAAGCAUAUAAGCACUAAUUCAUGGAGACUGUCCACACAGCCUGGAGGACUUUGGAUUGCUUCUCUCCUUUUUUUUCUAGCCACAAGUAGAUGGAUGGUAUGAUGUUGUUUAGCUGUAACUUUAGCAGUCUGUCCGGUGUUUAAGCUUUUGAGCAUAUGGCCUUCAAACAAAGACUGGUCAAGCUAACCAGAGUUGCCCCUAGAAGCAGCAGGUCCCCUUCCCCUGCCAACUAUGUUUAUUUAAGUCUUGGCUGCAGCUGAGCUGUUUGCUGUGCUAUAUUGCCCCUUUUCCCAAUCCAGAUGCAGGCUUCAUGGGACAAGGUUAAUUUUCAACAGUAAAAGCCAAGGUCCUGAGGCAUCUCCAAUGGAUGACACUGCUGCCUCAGAGACCUUCUUCAUGGUUGUCAAUUAAUUGGCACAGGAUGAAUUUUUAAGUUUGACACCUCAGAAGUGCAUGAUAGCUUGGCCCCUGAAUGAAAUGGCAGUGCUUGGGGAUCCACUUAAAGGAACAAAAGAAUAUUUAUCCUCUGUCUUACCCAAGGAUGUCAAAACAAGUGUAACACAUCCAGAGUGUGUUCUCCUUUGCCUUUAUGUCCUUUCUCUAAAGGGGCAAUUUUAUUCCCUUUAUGGAUGGAACAAAGACUUAUUCUCACAAAACCACAAUUGCCAGCCACACUAGUUUCUGUUUGUUUCUUUUGCAAAAUAGCAGAAUGAAACAAUUUUAGUCUAAAAAUAUUCCUACUAGAAAAGCCUUUCUCUAUAACUUCUGUCUACAGCAGGACUUCCUACCCUAUGCUUUCCGUUCACUGAAGGCAUCCUAGCAGUUUGCUUCCCUCCAACAGGUGAUGAGAGAAAGAAAUGGAAUUGCAUUAUCUCAUGAUGUGUCCACGCCAAGCCAUUUCACUCCAAGAGGCUACACUUCGUUUUUGCUUUGAAGGCAACUCAGAGGUGACAUCAGAAUUCAUCCAAGAGAAAGGCAUGCCUCCUCUGUGGGUAGAAAGGAACGAUACAUUUUCUCCACCCAUCAUGAUGUCCUGCAUGGUGCAGCUGAGAGUUACAAGAAGCAGAUGGGCACCAAUGUGAGUACCCAUAAAAGGUAAAACAGGCAAGAGAGAGAAGAGAAUGGAAGUACGAGUUACUACCUAAAGGAAAUUCCUUAUUCUCCUGCCCAGGACCCAAGUCUGGGAUUUGGUUCUUCAUGUAUGUGAAGGAAAGCUGGUAUUCCUAGAAAGGACAAGUGUUCCCAUGAGCCUACUUGCGGCAUGUCAGCUGAAGGAACAAGGUCCUCCAGAACUAACUUUCCCUUGUCUGUUUGAACAGACUGACUGGUGAACAACUCCAAGAGGAUAUCAUGACCUAUUUUUAAAUCUUGAUCUCAAGAGUUGAGUCCUGCAGUGCAACCAGAGAAGCUGGCUGACUGAUGUUUCUGUAUGUGGUGUUUUACUUCUAAGCCUCCACAGGCUUGGCAGUCUGAUUUUAAAGAUGUGCAGCCUCUCAAAUUAAAAGGAAGAAAUGGCUAAUUAUUGUUGUUCCUGUGGUUACGGAGGAA
This is a messenger RNA of Dromaius novaehollandiae (emu), 2791 nucleotides long. RefSeq names its product LIM homeobox transcription factor 1-alpha-like. The transcript is spliced from 7 exons. Gene Ontology annotation, molecular function: RNA polymerase II transcription regulatory region sequence-specific DNA binding; DNA-binding transcription factor activity, RNA polymerase II-specific. Gene Ontology annotation, cellular component: nucleus. Gene Ontology annotation, biological process: neuron differentiation; regulation of transcription by RNA polymerase II. The coding region runs from base 9 to 1097 and encodes 362 amino acids. Lineage: Eukaryota; Metazoa; Chordata; Aves; Casuariiformes; Dromaiidae. The record is from RefSeq and is a predicted model, not a curated record.